Molecule: messenger RNA, 21705 nt
Organism: Podarcis lilfordi (Lilford's wall lizard)
Lineage: Eukaryota; Metazoa; Chordata; Lepidosauria; Squamata; Lacertidae
Source: the annotation of a GenBank genome assembly
AUGGCAACAAAUGGAACAAAAGUAGCUGACGGACAAAUCUCCACAGAACUCAGCGAUGCCUCAAUCACCAAUGACAAGCCUAAGACACUGGUGGUCAAGGUGCAGAAGAAAAAAGGAGAUAUUCCAGACAGAGACACCUGGAAGGGGAAAUUUGACUUUCUUAUGUCCUGUGUUGGCUAUGCGAUUGGCUUAGGAAAUGUUUGGCGGUUUCCAUACCUUUGUGGAAAAAAUGGAGGAGGUACUUAUUUCAGUUUAUGUAAUUAAGUGCUAAAUAUUUUUGAUCAGAAUCCACUACUUCCUGUUAAUCUUACAAGACCAGCAGCAGAGAAGGGAGAGCAGGCUGAAGUUCUUAACACAGGUCUUUCAAACUGCAUGUUAAUGCUUUUUGGAAAGGCACGCUAAACAGAUUUUACUACUUGCACACUGGAUUCCUUGGCUAUGAUAGGCAAUCACUUCAGUGGAGGAUGACAAUUGAUGUAUUUUGAGUUCCCAUCUGGUUGGUUUGGAAGGCAGCAGAACACUUUCCCUAUUAUCCAUUUGGAGGAGAGCAAAGAGGCUCACAGGGACUGCUCUGCUUAUUCUUUGCCUCGUCCCAUUCAGAGUGCCACCAUGAUAUACUAUUAUAUUUGGCGGCAGCCACAGCAGCUAGGUUUUAGAAAAAGGAUUUGCCUUGUGUACUAUGAGAACAUCUGGUUUUGCCUUUAACAGGAAAGCAGUCUCUUUCAGACUAAGUAUGGCACCAAAAAGCCAAGUUCUGCAGCCAGGUCAAGGUUAUGUCAGGAUGCUCAGUAGCAAGAGUAGCUCAUUCUUGCUGUGACACAAAGCAAGACCCUCCUGGUGGUAUUAACUGCUGGUGAAGACUGUCUGCUCCUAUCAAAAACAAUGAGGCAGAAACUCAUCUGCAAGCAUUCUUUGUAACAUGUGACUCAGCUCACACUGCAAAACAGCAAAGCAUAUCCCUAACCAUACAUACGAUUAGGGCAAUAGUAUCAGAGGAGACCUAGAGCAACUAGGUUACAAAUAGUGUUCAUUUGCUUUCUGCUGCAUUUAAAGGAAAAAUGAAUGUUGAAUUCUUGCUUAAUGAUACAUAUGUUGGCUUUCAGUAUAAUUGCUCAUUUUUUGUAUCCUUUCAGGAGCUUUCCUGAUUCCAUAUUUCCUUACUUUAAUUUUUGCUGGAGUUCCCCUGUUUCUUUUGGAAUGUUCACUUGGGCAAUACACAUCCAUAGGAGGUCUUGGAGUUUGGAAGCUUGCUCCAAUGUUCAAAGGUACAGUGUUGAGUUAAAUACAUUGCUAUCAAUACCAUAGUAGGUGUUAAGAUUCAGGUCAUUCUUUGAUCAAUUUAAUACUGGCCCACUUUUUCUAGACUAAGAAUGCAAAGUUAUUUAAGUAUAUUAAAAGAUGCACCAAACCAAUAAAUAUUUAUUGCAAAAGAAAUAAUAAAAUGAUGUUUACAUAACUCUGAAAUUGCACUUUUACAACAAGCCAGUGUAAACUCUGUCUAUAUGAGAAAGAUAGACAGAAUAACCAGGUAAUUCUGGAAUUUAAUCCCAGGCAUCUCCACCCUUUAUCCUAUUUUUCUUUCCAUACACAUCUCUUGACUAUGGCCAGUGUUGCAAUGUAUUAUCCUCAGUCUCAAUUUCUCAGUAUAUUGUUUUCCAGCUGUAGGCUGGCUAAACAUUCAGAACCCUUAUUUCAUUUGGCAACAGAACACUGCUUUCUAAAGAUGCACUCUCUUUCCUUUGCCCAACAACCCUAAUUUGCUUGCUUGUAGUGCACAUAGUGACAUUUCUUGUGAGAUCUCUUCCCCCUUCACGUGGUUGCUCCCUGCCCAUAGCAAAAGGGUUGUCUGACUUUGUAGAAACAUAAACUGAAAGUGUAGUUUUUUUGUGCUACUCUUCAACCCUCAUUAAGAAGACUGGUACCUCAAACUGCAGUUCACAUAACCACUACUUUCUCAUAACCGUUUUCAUCUUAGUAUAAGUGCGCAAAAACACAUAGCAAUUUUGUCUUAUUUAGGUUUACAUCCCUCCAAAUGUACUUAUUAUUGUUAUAUUCUGAAAUUCUACUGCUAAGAAUAUGAGUCCUAAAAUGCUCUGAUAUGCUUUUCUCCCUAUAGGUGUGGGAUUAGCUGCUGCUGUCCUGUCCUUCUGGCUUAAUAUUUACUACAUUGUGAUUAUUUCCUGGGCCAUAUAUUACUUAUACAACUCUUUCACCACAGUAAGUGAUCUUUCUUCUCAUGUUUAAAAAACCCUCAUUACAGCUCAGCUUGAUUAGCUGACCUACUUUAAAAUAAUAAUAAUAAUAAAUAUCAUUUUAUUUAUUUACAUAGGGAAGUUUUGCCCCCCUGCUCACUCCUCUCACCAAUCCCUCACCAACUUCUUCACAAGUUACUUUACUUGCUGAAUUGUCUACCUAAUGGACAAAUCAUUUCAGCUUCUCCUUUCUGUUGCAUAGGGAAAUGAUUUAAAUUGGAUGAACUUGAAAACUGGAGAACAACGGUUGUGUAUGGACAUAGAUUAGGACCUAAUAGUGUUGCUAGGAAGUCAUGCUGGUUCCUUGACCACUCAAAGUUCCACUCAUAGCAUUUUGAGAUUCUGUUAUUCCAACAGGUAUUACAAUGUUUUGGUCCAUAAAACACAUCAUGGCAACAUGCUGGCCUAAUAUAUAGCUUUAAUUUCCAGAGGCAGCCAGAAGUUCAUAUAGCAAUGGCCUUCCUCUAUUCCACAGGUCCAUAUAUUUAUUUUUAACUAUUUCUUUACUGUCUCUCACAUCAACCUUGAGGUGGAAUACAGCUAUUUCAAAACUUUAGGGCAUGUUCACGUAUAACCAACCACACCACCCUGCCUACCGAAUGAUGGUGGCAAAGAAAGCUUACUUCUCCACUACCAUCACAUCUGCAAGUAGUCACCGAAAAGAGUUUUUUCAAGUGGUGAAUGGUGUUGUGUUUUUGUGUGUGUGUGUAUUUUGCUUAAUCUGGACAAGUUUCUUGAAGAACUGCCCCCUUGACUCUUGCACAUCUUAUCUUCUUAGAGCGAGCCAUAGAAGGUUAAUUAGGUGGGCCUAGGGAGUGAUUAAUGCUUUACUGAAAGAGGCAUUGGUUGGUUCCCUCCUUAAGAAGACCUCCCUGCACCCAGGGACCAUACCCUUGAUAUGCUUGAGAAGGUAGUGGUGGUCCAACUUCAGGCAUGCUAGGAGGAAACCGAUUCCUUGGAUCCAUUCCAAUCUGGCCUCAGGCCUGACCAUGGCACUAUAACUGCCUCGGUUGCCCUAGUUGAUCACAUUUUUGGAGAGAAAGAUAGAGGGUGUGUGACUCUGCUGAUUCUCAAUCUUUUAGCAGCUUUUGAUACUGUUGGCCACAGUAUCACUCUGGAGCAUCUCAGGGAGGUUGGGGGCACUGUACUUCAGUGGUUCCACUCCUACCCCCAGGACCAUUUCCAGAAAGCCAUUAUGAGAGGCUACUAUUUGGUGUCUUGGAAGUUUUUUGUGGUUUCCCACAGGGUCCCAUCUUGUCUCCCAUGUUAUUUAAAGUCUACAUGAAGUCUCUGGGAGUUGUCAUCAGGAGAUUUGGAGUGAAGUGUCCUUAAUGUGUAGAUGACACCCAGCACUAUCUCUUUGUUCCAACUGAAUCAGGAGAGACAGUUGAGAUGUUAAACCUGUGCUUGGAGACAGUGACGGGCUGGAUGUGAGCCAAUAAAUUGAAGCUGAAUUCAGAAAAUACAGAGCUGUUAUGCAUCCUGAGUUCUCACAUCCAGGAGUUGGGAAGGACAGCCUGUUCUGGAUGGGUUGCACUUCCAUGGAAGGAGCAGGUCCACAGUUUAAGGGUUCUUCUGAAUUCUGCUUGUCAAUGGAGGCUCAACUGGCCUAAGAGGCUAGGAGUGCCUUUUUCCAGCUCUGGCUUGAACAGAGAUGAUUUGGCUAUGAUAUUCCAGGUUCUGGUAAUUUUCAGACUGGAUUAUUACAAGGAACUCUAUAUGCGACUGCCUUUGAAGAUGACUUGGAAACUUCAAUUGGUCCAGAAAUGCAGCAGCCAGAUGGCUGGCUGGGGUUCCAUUUAGAUUUCACACAACCCAUGUUUUAAAACAGCUGCAUAAGUCCAGUACAGCCAUAGCCCAGUUGCAUGGGCAGCAGGAAUGGAUGUGUCGGUCUUGUUCUGGUUAAUUUGUCUUUUGCAUGUGUUCACCAAUACAUGUAUUCUAUCCAGUAUCUGUGUGCAUUUCCCCCUGCACAGAUUUAAUAUUUUAACAAUAAAAAGUGCCUCAAGUGCUGGCUUUAACACAUUUUCUCCCUCUUUCUUUUUUAAACAGGUACUAGCUGUCUGCAGCAGCUAGAAAGCACAGCUGCUGUCAUACCCAUUGAAAAUUUGGCCAGAGCUGUCCCUAGGAUUGACAGCACGUGAUUGAUGGCUUCCUCCAUGGGUUCAUAGGGGCAGCCAUACAUUUUUCACAUGAAGUCCCUGGAAUGGAUGACACAUAAUCACAUCCUGUCAGCCCAAGGGGCUUUUCUGACCCCCAUCUUCAAUGCAAGUGGUGUGAGUUGUGCUUUCUAGAGGCUCCAGGUGGCUAGCAGGCUAGCACCUUCUGUUAUAAAGUGUGUUAAAGUCAGGCCUCAAUCAACCUCACACAAAUUGGUUGUGGUGCAGAAUUCCUACAGAGACCUGCAAUCUGAUUGUUUCAGGAUGCGCUUGCCUAGGAAUUCAUAACCAACACAUUUCUAAUGGACCCAUAAAGUGGUAGAGCUCUUUUUGGCAGCCUCCACCAGAAUAACGUACAAAAUGGGUCUGAGAGAAAAGGCUAGUAGGAAAAGAAACACUCAACUCAAGUUAAAUUUUUGUUUCAGCUUUAAAAAAGAAAAAGAAAGCAUGUUUAGUUCUUCCUAAUUGUGAAGAGUAAAUCAGAAAUGCUGGAAAAAGAUUAGAUCAGUGCCACUCUUCAUGUCCAAUAAUGUACUGUGUGUCUUCAGAAGUAUGCAUAUAUAAUAAUGUAAGUCAAGAACAUUUAAGAGACAAAAGUUACAACAGAAUAUAAUUCUUGACAGGCAUGAGCCCUGUGGAAGCUUAAUGCCCUGAAAGAUUGAAACCAGCUUAGUGUUAACAUUGGCUAUCAUUUCUAAGCAAGCAUGGUAUACUAGCUGUUAGUUCUUAAGAUGACUUUAAAAACACUGAUGUUUUUAUUCUUCUCUCCCCAUUCUUUAUCCUUGCUUUUUUAAUUAGAAUCUUCCAUGGAGACACUGUAACAACCCCUGGAACACAGACCACUGUUUCUCAAAUUAUAGUAUAGCAAAUACCACCAACAUGACAAGUGCUGUUUUGGAAUUCUGGGAGUAAGUUGAGAAAAAUAUUUUCCUCAUGAAUAUGUUCAGUUAAUUUCUUACUAGAUGUAUAAGGUCAGCUAAGUUCAAGAAAUUUAUACAUUUCCUCUUUGAUUUUAGACGUAACAUGCACCAAAUGACAGAUGGAUUGGAAAAACCAGGCCAGAUCCGUUGGCCAUUAGCAAUUACUCUAGCAAUUGCCUGGAUUUUAGUGUAUUUCUGCAUCUGGAAGGGGGUAGGCUGGACAGGAAAGGUAAGAAUGUGUUCUAAAAGCCUGUACAUUGUAUGUGAGUCAGCAUAGAAUUCUAAAGCUUCAAAAUAGACUAGUCUUGCUGAUACAUCCUUCCAUGAGAUAUGAAUGUUAAUGCCCUUUUUUAAACUCUUUGGAUACCCCUGUAAAUUACUAGAGGGAUAGUGGUGCUAGUCUAUUGCAGCAAAAAACAUAAAGACUCUUCCAACACCAUUAAUAUUAACAAAUUUUAUUAUGGCACAAACUUUCAUAAACUUGGAUAAAACAUGCAAGCUUUAAAUGCGCCACAAGAUUAUUGUUUUCUGCUGUAAAUUGUAUUUCAAGCAUGCAUAUAUAUAUUCCAUUACUGUACAAAUUGAACUUUUAAGUUUUUAAAAGUGAGUAGUAAUUAAAGGUAAAGGACCCCUGGACGGUUAAGCCCAGUCAAAGGUGACUACAGGGUUGUGGCGCUCAUGUUGCUUUCAGGCCGAGGGAGCCAGUGUUUGUCCACAGACAGCUUUCUGGGUCAUGUGGCCAGCAUGACUAAAACGCUUCUGGUGCAACGGAACACCGUGACGUAAGCCAGAGCACACGGAAACACGGUUUACCUUCCCGCCAACCUAGCAGUUCGAAAGCACGCCGGUGCAAGUAGAGAAAUAGGUACUGCUGUGGCGGGAAAAGUGAGUAAGAGCAGACUUACUUAACUAUGAAAGGCGGAGGGUGGCAAUCCGUACAAGAGAACCAAGCAUGGGCAUGUCUAGCAAGGAGGGGAUUCUGUAGCCCUGUGCUUAACAUGCAAUAAGAAACAGCAGAGUACUGUUGCAUCUGUCUCAGAUGGGGGGCAGUGGAAACUUUUUCAGUUUGAGGGCCACAUUUCCUUCUUAGUAACCUUUUUUGGGGGUCGCCACAUGCUAAUCGUGGGUGAGGCCAGAGGCAAAAGUAGGCAGAGCAACUAAUAUGAACUUUACCGUCUCUCAGUAAGCUGGUUUCUACACACACUGUUGCACAUCUCCUCUGUCCUCCAUCCAGGCAAGCAGUAAGUAUUGCAGCCAGGCAAAAACACUUAAGGAGGGUGCAAAGCAGGGCUUACAAGAGGAGUGGCUGGGAUGGGGUGUGUGGCCUAGGAAGAGUCAUGAGGGCCUAGUAUGAAAGUCUGAAGGAUGGCACUUGGUCCCUAGGCCUGAACUUCCCAUCCCUAGUCUUAGAUUCAGAUGUGUAUAGCAUCACCAAAUUUAUUUCCCCUGUAUUUCUUAAACCUCAGUGUUAAACUCAUUGCUUCUAACGCUACGCACCCCAUUCUUUGUUUCAGGUAGUGUACUUCUCUGCCACGUAUCCAUACAUCAUGUUGAUUAUCUUGUUCUUCCGUGGAGUAACAUUACCUGGAGCAAGAGAAGGCAUUUUAUUCUAUGUAACUCCUAAGUUUGAGAAGCUCUCUGACUCUGAGGUAAGCAUUCAGGCCUGGUAACCUAAUAAUCCUAUGGGAAGAAGUUCAAGUGAUGCACUCUUCUGAUCAUUCUGUUGUAGCCAGUGUUUCUGCAUGCCACAUUAAAUGAAACCCCUUCUGCUCUCCCCCCCCCCAUGUGGUGUUCUGGGGUUUCUCCUGUCCCACCAGAGCCUGUCCCACCAGGCAUGUUGCACUAGCAGGAGCCCUUGUACUGAUUUCUGGGCCAUUUGCAGUAGUAUUGCUCAUACUGUCAUUGCACGCUCAUUAUUUAUUAUCACCUGUUUGUAACUAUAUAUAAACUACCAAUCAUAGCCAUGUGGACCUGUCUUUGUCCUUUAUGACUAGGUAUGGCUGGAUGCUGCCACACAGAUCUUUUUCUCCUAUGGGCUGGGUCUUGGCUCAUUGAUUGCUCUUGGAAGUUACAACCCUUUCAACAACAAUGUUUACAGGUAAAGCAGUUACCAUUCUUUAGUAGCCUAGAUUCCUAGAUAAUGCAGAUAGGGGAUAUUUGAUACAAUUCACAGGGCACAAACAUAAUCCCUCAGAAACUGAAAGGGAACGAUUCUCUCCUGCUGCACACAGAGCACAUGGUGUUUCCAGAUUCCUCCCAUACUGGAGGAGCAGCUGUAUUGCUCCCUAUUGUUCAUGAGAUGCAAAGUGGGCAACAUCAUUCCUUCUAAUACUUUAUUUGGAUGUUUUGGUCCCUAUCUGUUUUGGCAGCAAAAUGGAGCCACUCAAAAGUAUUAGUAGUGGUUUCUACAUUUUACAAAAAGGUUCUCAGCCAGGACCUACAUUCAUUGUGGCCUCCACCAAGAUCUAUGCUUCAUUUGGUUAGAGAGGAAUAUGAAGAAAUAUCUUAUUGAGACCCUAUAUUGAUCUGCUUCCAACUCUCAGCAUUUAUAUGAGAGGAUGACUAAACUAUGUAACAAUAAAGCAAUUCAGAUGGAUCUGGCAACUUUCAGCAUUAUAUAGCAUAGCAGGGAGAGAUUUCAGGUGAAUAAGAUAGAUUUAAAGUAUCUCUUUUCCUUUUUCCCCUCAUCCUGACAUCUUCCCUUCUUUCUGUGAGUCCUGAACAGCCCUAUAAGAAUUGCUCGAACUCUGAACAGGAGCACUUUUGUUAGGUGCUUCAACAUAUUGCUGCAGAGCCCCACUUUUAAUGUCAGAAUAUCAAACUUCCCCUCUUUGCAGGCUCUUGGGGACUGGGACAUCUAGGGCAGUAAGGCUACCUUUGCAUGUCCCAAUAUUCCUGAGCAAAAUUCAUUCAGCCAGCUCAUAUCAGUGUAAUGUGAAUUAGUACUUUCCCCUGCAAAACAAAGACAGUCCUUAAUAAGAGACAGACCAAUGAAAGGCUUCUUUGUCAAAUGAAGAAACUAGCUAGAGUUCACUGAUAAUUUUUGUAUUUAAAAAGUUAAUCCUACAUAUACAGAGUUAUAAUACAGUAUCAUAAGCCUUAAACAAUUUGCCCUGACAACAGGAAUGUUGCUUGAAAUCCUGACUUUGGACAGUUUUACUACCCUCUUCUCUCUCUGUCUCUUUUUUCAGGGAUUCCAUCAUAGUGUGCUGCAUAAAUUCUUGCACAAGCAUGUUUGCUGGUUUUGUUAUCUUCUCCAUUGUUGGAUUCAUGGCUCAUGUCACCAAACGUCCUAUUGAAGAAGUUGCAAAAUCAGGUGUGCAACAUCUUAACAGUUUGCAGUGUCUUUUUGUUUCAGAAGAUAGCAGGGAAGACAAGUUACACUAUAAUUGGGGAAUCUGCACUUGAGAGAAUACCCCCCCCCAAAGUUCAUUAGUCCUAAUGGUUGUCUAGGAAAAUAGAGCGGCAUUCACUUGCAUAAACAAGGCACUAAUACGCUUGUGAGAUCGUUAGCCAUUACCCCAAAGUAAUCUGAGAAGUGUCUGCAAGCCUAGUGGCCAACACACCUCAUGCCAAGGGUUCAAAAAUCAAUGUAGACAUGCAUAAACAAGUAACUACCAGCACAGUUACUUGUUGGAAAUACAUAGCAGCUUCAUAUGUUUAUACGAGAUAACUUCAUAAUGCUUUUAGAGUGCAGAAGCUAUUGUGUAUAUAGAAAAAUAUAUUGUAAUUGUUUUUCACAAAAAUAUAGUUGUUUCUAUAUCCAUAGAUAUAUAGAGAUAUACAUUCAUGUGCAUAUUUAAACCUACACUUUCUAAUCUCCAUUUCGUAUCUGUCUCAGUUUUUCCAGCUUUGUUAUUAUACAGUAGUAUGAAAUGAGAUAUUAGUAGUAAAAUGCCUAAAUUAGUUUAUAAUUAAUAAAUUGAGCUGCUAGAUAUUGCGUUAAUGGUAAGUGACAAUAAAUACAUUUCCCCCAUUACCAGGUCCUGGGCUUGCAUUUUUAGCCUAUCCAGAAGCAGUAACACAACUUCCUGUCUCACCUUUGUGGGCAAUACUGUUCUUCUCCAUGUUGCUUAUGCUUGGAAUUGACAGUCAGGUAAAACGAAGUGUUAUUGUUGUUUUUAAAAACGCUAUUACUGAAGACAAAUGUCCAACAGUUCAUUAUAUGUUUCUAUCAAUGCUAGCUGUAUCUCUGUAUCAAUCUUCACUGAUACCAGCCAACUUCACGAACCACAGUUCAAAGCUGGCUUGUUUCUCUCAAAAAAAAAAAAAAAGUACCUGUAAUUAAGACCAGCCCAUUUCUUGAGUUUCAAGCAUAAUACUGAACAAGUUAGUUUAAAAAGGAAGUAAAGACUCCUGAUCUCCUGGUUGUAGAUGCAGAGGAGAAAAGGGAGGAGAGCACACAGGUCCAUGACUCAUUAUGUCAGAAUGAGGUCUAUGGCUGAACUGGGCCAUUAACACUAGUGAACAGUUUCUGUAAUGGGUGACUAUUUAAAUUUGUAUGCCAUCUUUUGUCCAGUGAUUCUAGGGUAGUUUACAGACAAUAAAACAAUACAAAAGAACCCAACUAAUAAAACAGUAGAUUGCAGAACUUUAACAAGUAUUUAAAUAAGCAAAAUGUUAAACAAUAUACCUAGAAUUUUUAAAAAGUUUGCCUGGUUUCAAAAGCAUUACAUCAAAGAAGUUUCUUUGGAGAAGGCUUACCAGAGAUGGGACACCACAGCCAAUUAAAUUUUUCUUUAAAAUAUGUCUGUGCACUGUGGCUUAGAAUAUGGAAUCCCAUAAAGUGAGCCUCCCCAUUUUCUUGGUUCCUAUAAGUGGUUCCCUUGGUUCAUGAAAGCAGCAGCCUUUGCUGAUAUUUUUCUCAGUCACUGAGAGCAGGACUGAAGGUUCUCCACGCCUUGUGUCAAAGGAGAAUUGGCAGAAGCAUGCUAAACUAUGCAUUAAAAAUGCCUCGUAAAACUUUUUCCUAUAAUGUUUAAUUCUAACUUUUGUGAAUUUGUGAGUUUGUGUGUGUGUGUGUACAACUCACUUUCAAUACAAUUUAGGCCCCCAAACAAUUGUGCCUAUUUUCUUAAACUAAGCAGCCAAUUAUUAUCCUGUCUCAUGAGAUGAUGCCUUUAUAGUAGCAUAAAUUUCCUCACUCUGACUACUUUCAGGAUAUUGAUCUUGCCAAACUUUGUGAAGGUUUGACCCCCAUGUCCCCCAUUUACUGUUUCCUCAGAGGACACAUUCCUGGUUUGGCUACAUCCCUUGAGUGCCCUGGGUUCUCUCCCCCAAUGUCCUAUGCAAGAAGGGAAGGUACUCACCACAUCAUCAGCAUCAGUUCCAUUGGUCUACAGAGUCCUCACUCCUCCCUAUUAGUAGUUCAGGUACUGGGCCCAUUACAUGGAUGUUCCCUCAAGCCAGGCUAUUAUUGACAUCAGCAGAGGCAGCUUCUUUACUAGUGGAAGCUCAGCUACCAUCUUCGGGUCCACGACCAAGUGUUUCCACUUCUCCAGUUCACUCUGGAAUAAGCUUUUGGAGGGGAUGCCAGCGUGUUGUCAGGAUGUCCGUGUGCCAGCGCCAGUGACAGACCACUUUACUUCUGCCUGGGCAAUUCCCAAAAUGGAGCCCCCGUGCCCUAUUGCUACAGCUCCCAACAAACAAGAUCUCCACGCUUUUAUAGAGUAAAUGUUAAAAUAAUUUAGAGUGCCAUUUUGUUUACACAAGGCUGACAUGAAGACCUUUAUUAGCAUUGAACCAAUGAAGCCGGAGCUGUUGCAUUUUGAAUGGGGGAGGCCCAAUUUCAUUUAACGGACAGUUCAGCCAUGAAAUUCAAUGGGUGGCCUUAGAGCUAACCUGCAUCACUGGGGCAGAAUAUAAAAUAUAGAAGUGUAAAUCCCCUUUACUCACCAAUUCACCAAACAAGGUAAAGGUAAAGGGACCCCUGACCAUUAGGUCCAGUCGUGCACAACUCUGGGGUUGCGGCGCUCAUCUUGCUUUAUUGGCCGAGGGAGCCGGCGUACAGCUUCCGGGUCAUGUGGCCAGCAUGACUAAGCCGCUUCUGGCAAACCAGAGCAGCACACGGAAACGCUGUUUACCUUCCCGCUGGAGCGGUACCUAUUUAUCUACUUGCACUUUGACGUGCUUUCGAACUGCUAGGUUGGGAGAAGCAGGGACUGAGCAACGGGAGUUCACCCCAUCACGGGGAUUCGAAUCACUGAACUUCUGAUCGGCAAGCCCUAGGCUCUGUGGUUUAACCCACAGUGCCACCCGUGUAAACAAACACAGUGGAAUGUAUGUACAUACAUGUCAACAAACCUUAUUUUUCAUAGUGCACCUUACUUUAACUUUUGUUGAUAGUUCAUACACAGUACAUUAGCAACAGCAAUAGCUAUUUCAUAAUGGGAUGGAAAUAAUGAAGAGUCCUUAUUCAUGAAGCCUAAAGUUCUUUUAUAAAAGAAAAUCAGCAAAAUUAAUAAUUCAUUUUGAAGAAACUGCUGUUAAUUUAAUUGAGUCAAACAUAUCCUUAACUAAGUUUAGCUUUAGGCUACCGAAAUAUAAAAAGUAGCCUAAUAUUCCCCCCACCCCAAAAAAACCUAGGCCUGUGUGUAAGAGCUUUCGGGCUUUCUUAUUUUAUUUUUCUUUAACUUCUUCAACUUCUUCAUCUGUAGUAUAAUAUGAAAUAGUUCCACUCUACUGUCACAACACAGAUACCACCAAAAAUGGCUCCUUGUCUCAUAUUAUCCUUAGUCAAUCUAUAGUAUGUUAAAACAUUUACCAUUGUGUCUUAACACACUUCCCAGUGGCUGUCAGAAAUGUACACACUCAUAGCUUGAGGGGAGAAUGUCAUGUGCUUAGUAGUUCUUUUGGCAGGGCAGCAAAAGUAAUAUUUGAUUAUUGAAAAAAAAAUGUUUACUAUGGCCCUAAGAAGAAACUUAUAUGUCACUUUAAGCAUGUACAGGAGCUCUGCAUGUGCAUCAAAAUGCACAAAGGGAUCUAAGUCAGUUUGACUAUCUAUUAUGUUUCUAAACUGAGGUCUAGACUCUCAGCAGGAACAAGUUAGCUUAAUUAUUAGUCCAGACAACCUGUCCCACAGAUUUUAAAAAGCGUGAGUUUCCUAUUUUUAAUUUCAGGUAUAUUUUAAUAGAUUCAGAAAUGUUGCCCUAUAAAUAAUCCACCUGUGCUUUAACAUGAUUGCAGAAGCUGCACCACAACUCAUGAAAUGAGUCACCAUUAGUCUGAUCAAAGUAUAUCAGAACUGGGCAUAUCGGUUUGCCCUGUUCCAGAUGUAUCUUGACUAUUGAUCUGCAUCACAACAUAAUAGUUUGGGAGAAGAGAAAUUGGAGAAGAGAUAGGAUAAAGCUGGAUGUUGCUUUAGCUCAAUCUAAUGUUGCUGGUUUGGUUUGUGUGUAACCUCUCAUUCCACUUUCAGUUCUGUACUGUUGAAGGAUUCAUAACAGCACUAGUGGAUGAAUUUCCAAGACUGUUACGCAGUCGGAGAGAAAUUUUUAUUGCUGGUGUGUGUGUCGUUUCCUAUCUGAUAGGACUGUCGAAUAUUACUCAGGUAAAUACUAUAUUGGGAACUUCUUAUCUCUAAUUUGCUGUGGUCACAUUUUCUACUAAACAGAAUUAUGAAGUAAGAGUCCUCUGUGGAUUGCCUAUUAAUUUAAGAAGGUGGGGAGACAGGAGAGAUUCAGCUUUUCCUAAACCUUCAAAUGUCAAUAUCCUCUAAGGAUUUGAGAUUAGUAUAAUGCAUAUAUAAUAUAUAAUACCUAUAUUUACUGGCAUGUUGUCAGGCUUAAUGCUACUCUUAAAAUCUACAGCUUGUUCUAUUAAAUUGAUUUACAACCACUGAGAUUCCAUCUGUUUUGGCAACUCUUAGAUACCCUUGGAUAGGAAAAACACAUAAAGGCUUGGUUAUCAUCAGCCAAUGACAUUGCUGCAUUCAGGAACAAUAUUUUAUAUAGUAUGGAAUGUAAAUAAUGCCAAAAGCCAUGGCAACAUUGAAAAUCAAUACACAAAUGGUAUAUUUAAGGAAUCUUUCUUUGUACAAGAGCAAGACAUCGAUGUAUUUAUUAUUCCUUCCCUAUCUAAUUGUGUGUCUGCUUUGAAUUACAAAAUUGUAGAAUUGCAACUAACCCAACCCCCUGCAAUUCAGGAAUCUCAAUUAAAGCAUCCCUGAGAGUUGGUCACCCAACCUCUGCUUAAAAACCUCCAAGGAAGGAGAGUCUACCACCUUACAAGGGAGUUCAUUCCACUGUUGAACAGCUCUUACCAUCAGAAUAUUCUUCCUGAUGCUGAGUUGGAAUCUCCUUUCUUGCAACUUGUCUCCAUUGGUUCAGGUCCUACCCUCUGGAGCUGGAGAACAAAAGCUUGCUUCAUCUUCCAUGUGACAGAACCCCUAGCUCAACUAUUUACUCUUAUCAAUAAAUAUGGAAUUAUCCCUAUACCACCCUUCAUCUGCGGAUCACAGGGCAGUUUACAAAAUAAAAAUAUUACACACAAAAUUUAUUGAUACUGAUACGUAGCAAUUCACUGAUUAUUUGCAGUUGUAUGGUCCAAAGGUCACAGUUAUCCAGGGUAAGUGAUCAAUGAAUACUUAUAAACCUAGAGAAUCUCUCCAAGUAAUAAAAACAGAAUUGAAAUAGGAAAGUAAAGGUAAUAUAGAGGUUAAACAAAACAGGAAAGGAAAUCUCAGAAGUGUGAUGAACUUAACACAUUUUAUAUAUUGCAGGGUGGACUAUAUGUGUUCAAGCUUUUCGACUAUUAUUCUGCAAGUGGAAUGAGUCUCUUGUUUCUUGUGUUCUUUGAGUGUAUCUCCAUAUCCUGGUGCUAUGGUAUGUGAUGCUAUAGUAUUUUGAAAUUUAUGAAAAUAAGCCAAAAGAAUGUAAUUUUUUUGUAAAGCAGUCCCCAGAUGAAAUGAAGUAAUCAUUUAAAAUGUUAUGUGUACUUAAAACUGAAAUUGUUUUCUAUAAUUGCCACAUUUAUCUUAACAAAAUAAUGCCAUACCUAGAGGUAAUUUGAGGCCAUCUGAACUGUUUAAGUGAGGGAGAUGUGCCAUCUCACUGUAUGUACCGUAUUUUUCGGCCCAUAGGACGCACUUUUCCCCCUCCAAAAAUGAAGGGGAAAUGUGUGUGCAUCCUAUGGGGCGAAUGCAGGCUUUUGCUGAAGCCUGGAGACUAAGAGGGGUCGGUGCGCACCGAUGCCUCUAGCUCUCCAGGCUUCAGGAAGCUAUCCGCAAGCCUUGCAAGCCCGGCGGGACCUCCCACCGGGCGUGCGAGGCUUGGGGCGGCAGCCUGCAGCCCGAAGCACGGGGAGCCCUCUGGAGGGCGCCCCGUGCUUCAGGCGGGUGUCCGCAAGCCAUGUGCGCCCAGCGGGCAGGUGUGCGCAAGGCUUGGGGCUGCAGCCGCGGCUGGGGGGGGAAAUAAUUUUUUUUUAUUCAUUCCCCCCCCAAAAAAACGAGGUGCGUCCUAUGGGCCGGUGCGCCCUAUAGGACGAAAAAUACGGUAUAUUGUACUUAGGAGGGAGGAGAGAAUUGGGGGUGUUUGAUAGCAUGCUAACAUUUUCAACUGGAAUUUAAGCAUUUUUGGAAAAAGUAAGUAAGAACUGUAAGAACUCUAGCGCUCGUCAAAGUACUACCAUUCAUAUACGGUGCUAUGGAAGAACUGUUCCUUGAUUUGUUUUGUUUUAAACGUUUUAUGAGCACUGCAUUGCUUAUGAAAAGCGGUAUUACUUUAUAAAUGUACAAAUUAUUAAAUCCUUGAAAACUUUUAAAGUAUCAACAAAAUGAUGGCUUGUCAUUUGUGAUGUUACUGGCACUAUCCAGUAGGUGCUUAAAAUAUCAAUGUAAGCACAUUCCACAUGGUAUUUCCAAUCUCCAUUGAUGUGCUAGCUGGCAGAAGGCUUUAGAAAAUAUUUCCGUCACAUAAAGCAGUCAGGAAAUUUCCAUGCCUAGAAAGGGUAUAAGGAUUGGAAAAAGACCAAGAAAGUGAAGUCAUAUGCACAAAACGUUUAGUGAAUGUUAGAUUCUCAUUUUACCAUUAUUUUGAGGAUCAGAAAGGUUUCACCUAUGGGGGGGAGGAGGAAUAAGUUUCUAUCCAGGAAGCUAACAGAAUUUGAAGAUGCAAUCAAACUAUCAAAGAAAAAUACAUUUUCCAGAUUAUAAAUAACAGCAUAAUACCUAUAUAUUUAGGAUGAACUAGAACCAUGGUUGCAGUCCUGUACAUGAAACACUUAAAUCCUAUUGAUGCAGCUUAGCUGUGCACACAAAUUGCAACCCAAAUAAUAAUAAUAUUAUGCUACAAAGAGGCAAUAAAUUAGUCAAGAUUCUGUGGGAUGCCCCUCAGAUCCAGAGUUCCUAUACACACGUAUUGCAGCUCCCUAACUUAAUGCUUUCAAAUGAGCUUUUUCACACCAACCCUAUAAGACCUUAAUAAAUCUCUUACAUCUUAAUGACUCUUUUGUUGACUUCUCUGAUUUAUUCUCUUCUUUGUUGAAGCAUCUUACUGUAGAUUAUCGAUUAUAUUCACAUUCACAUGCUAGAAUCUAGGCUUUUCCCUUAGGGGAUUGGCGUUUUCCUUCCUCUGUGCAUUGUUUCUGCACAAGGUAUGCAAAUCUGUUAACAGUUCCUACUGCUAAUGGUCCUGUUCCUGGGAAGUUACAUUUUCCCUGCACUCAACCCAUAAUGUUGAAUCAUGGGGGAAAGAGCUUUCUCAUGACACAUGUGCCCCUUGUAACCAGAACUAAUGAUGUAUUGGCUGUUGUUUGGAUUGCUGUUCAUUUCCUCCCUUCCCCGUAGGCUGUAGGCUCCAUUUUUCCAGUGCUAAAACCUCCCCCACUCGGGUCUGAUUAUUUCCCUGCAGCUAGGCUAGUCCCUGGCUUUAAGGCCUUUUUGGAGCCACCAGUUCUGUAGAACCACCAACACUGGAUUGUUAAUGGGUUUGGUAGGUUAUCUGGCAAGACUCUGGCAAGACUUUGGUAGGUUAUCUGGCAAGAGAGCCAGUGUGGUGUAGUGGUUAAAAGCGGUAGUCUCGUAAUCUGGGGAACCGGGUUCGCGUCUCCGCUCCUCCACAUGCAGCUGCUGGGUGACCUUGGGCCAGUCACACUUCUUUGAAGUCUCUCAGCCCCACUCACCUCACAGAGUGUUUGUUGUGGGGGAGGAAGGGAAAGGAGAAUGUUAGCCACUUUGAGACUCCUUAAAGGGAGUGAAAGGCGGGAUAUCAAAUCCAAACUCUUCUUCUGAUAUAUUUCAAACCUUUUCUCUCUCCUAGCCAUUCAUUAUUGGUUUCAACCAACUAACAAUUUGUUUGUUUGUUUAUUUAGGUGUAAACAGAUUUUACGACAAUAUCCAGGAGAUGGUUGGCUAUAGGCCCUGCAUCUGGUGGAAGCUCUGCUGGUCUUUCUUUACUCCAAUCAUUGUGGCAGUAAGAAACAAAAAUGUUAAAGAUGUUAAAUGCAAUUAAUGCAAGUCUACAUUUUUUUUUUAAAGUUCAAAUGAGCACAAAUAAUCAAGAAUGCACAGUGAUAAGGAUGUCCAGUAAGGCUCUAAAAUGCUGCAACAACACUUGGCCGUUUGAUCAUGCACACACACAUUUGUGCUUUAUUUUGAUAUAACAACGUACAAUAAUUUAUAUAACUUACAAUUCAAGCAUAAUAUUCACAAAACUUUUUAAAAGAUGUAAGCUGUGUUUAAAAAAUGUAAGCUGUGUUUUUUUCUGUUCUCUAAAUACUUUGGUCUACUUCCAUGCCUUCUGGAGAAAUAGCAACUAAAAUAAUUUUAAUUAAAGUAUACUUAAUGAAAUUCUAAUCUUCCAAUAGUUAAUGGAAGGACCAUAACAACUGCCGACUCGCCCCAAGACACAUUAUUUUAGAGAAUCCAGUGUUUAUUUUUAGUGCACAGGUGAUGAUAAUCUAAUAUAAAAGCUGCCAUCUUCUAUUUUCUUCUUUCCAAAAACUUUCUACUUUUGUCUUUUUUAGCUGAUUCCACUAGCAAAAAUAGCUUUGGGCUAUUUCUAGCAAAGGGCUAGAGCAAUGGUCAUAGUGGUGAAUGCACAUAUCAUUUUAUGAUACUGAGAAGCAAAAAGAAAACCACGUAAAGCAGGCUCAAAACUCAGUAUAUAUUGUUUUAUUCUGUACAUGAAAAAUAAAAUGUUUGAAAGGAGAAGCAACAAGAGAAAAUUAAAAAUCUAUGAAACUGUAUGAUUUCAAAAUUUAUAAAUAUAUAUGGUUCAAAAUAUCCUUUUGUAUAUCAAAAUGCAUGUCACACUGUUUAGGGCUAUUUGCCAAUUCAAUUACAAGACAGGUCAGAUAAUUUAACAUGCAGUUAGAGUUUACGAGCCAAAUCUUGCAGGGCUCUUGGAAACAGACGCAACAAGUUGGGGGCCUUUGAGGAAUCAUAGUGGUAUAGGAAUAAAUUAAUGAGAAAUGCUCACAUCCCCAUCUCACAAUACUAGGAUACCAAUGAGCUCUGGGCUGGCUUCCAUAAACGUCCAGUCCUGAACCAGCAUUUUGGAACUAUUGCAUUAGCACAUAACACUCACAUUGCCACAGAAUUAAGCAAGGAAUAAUAAUAAAAUACAAAAUACAAAUACAAAUUAGCUCGCAGGGUGGAAGGACUUUGGAGGAAAGAAAGGAAAAAGGGCACCAUCUUCACUCAUUCUUCUAAAGCCUUUCUCUGUUACUAUAUAACACUAAACGGCUAUGCAUCCAGCAGAUGGGGGGAUGUCUUUUAGAGAAAGGGGAAAGGAAGGUUGUUCUUUCCUUCUGCCUGAAAACUCCAUACACAGUGGGGGAGAAAGGCUUCGUGGUGGACAUCUCCCUCACCUUAAUCACCACUACUAAGAACCCCACCUUUAAGAUUCUGUAAACCUCUAGGAGCUUAAGCAAGCCUGUCUCCUCCCUACCCCCUGCUCCAAUUUCCUCCACAACCCUUUGAACUGUCACCAACAUGUUGUGGCUCCUGGUGGGCAGGAUGGAUACUGAAUCUUUGCAUUGCAUUGUUUUGUACAAAAGUUGUGCAUUCCAGAGAAUCUCCUGAGAAUGCAGAAAUUACUCCUUUGUCUAUGAGGGACAAAUUCAGUAUAAUUCCUAUAAAUCUUAUAUCCGAUGAGGGGAAACUAACUAAAUAUCUGAAAAUACCUAAUACCCAUAGGGUUACAUAGUAAUACCCAUAGUGGCUCUCUCCAGGUGCACGUCAUCCCUGUCUCUGAGCAUUGUGAGAUUUCAGGGUUCCCAAGCACUUUUGGAAAUGAGGCACAGCGGAGACUGUGGUGUCUUUAUGAGAUAUGGUUUAUUUACACAGAUGUACAACUUGAGUCUGCAAUGGAGGGGUUCACAGCAUUAACACCCCAAAAGGGUCUUGUUUCUACCGUAGCCGCAGCCUUGGGCUCAAAUAGACAUCAAACAUGUUCUGACUGUAUCUCCAGCUCGCUUCUUUUUCUCCCAGCCUCCGGCUUACAUAACUCAACUCUCUACUGUGGCCUUUUGUCUUUCAAACUAGCCACAAGCUGGGUGAGGGGUCCGACCCAUUUGCCCCUUUCCUUUGUAUCCCUUAAUGGCUCAUUGGCCAGGCUAUCACCUCAAUGGCUUAUAUUUUAACACUUGCUGGAUCCAGGGCUUGGAGGGGUAUUUGUAUACAAUCUACUUCCCCACCCUCACCCCAAACUCAUAACAGUACCAUCAGAAAUUACAUAGGUAAAAUGGAAGAGGUCUGGAAUUUUUAAAAGGAAAAUAACUUUUCACUUUAAUUUUCCUAUCCAAGCAAAGAACUACCUGCAAAAGCAGCAGCAGCAACUACAACAAACCAUAGCUGACUUUUUUCAUGCUUUUACUUCCCCAGGGUGUGUUUAUCUUCAGUGCCGUGCAAAUGACUCCUCUCACUUUGGGCGAUUACGUAUUCCCGGCAUGGGGCCAAGGUGUUGGCUGGUUUAUGGCUCUAUCAUCCAUGGUGCUGAUUCCAGGCUACAUGGCAUACAUGUUCCUUACAUUAAAAGGCUCCUUGAAACAGGUAAAUUAUGUCUUUAGAACUGUGCCUACACUUGGCAAGAUGCCAGUUUCAGCAAGCACAAUCUGCUGUUGCGUUCUUAUUUACAAUAUCAAAGUAUACCUCUUUGCUACAGUAAAUUAUCCCUGGGUCAGUCUUUUCUUAUGAUUUGUCCAAAUGUAAAUCAGUAGCAAUGGCACAUAUCUCUAUAUCUACUAUAUAUCAAUAUGAUAGCGAGCCCCUAGAGAACUUCCUAGCUGAAGGGUGGACUAUAAAACAUUUAAAUGAAAUAAAGAUUGGCAGCUAAGCUUCCAGAAUAUUGCAGCAUAGGAAGGCCUCUCCAUACCAGUUGCCAUUAAAAAAUGUGACAGGAUUACUCAGGUUCUCACCUUCCUUUCUCCUUUCCAAGUAAAAACAUGGCUAAAUGAUUUUCCCACUUUGUGACUGUAAAGAUGAGUUCUAGCUGUAUGAGUGGGCUUCUCAGUUUCCUCUGCCCCAAUUUCAUUUCCCUUUGCCCUGUUUCCUCCCAACUUCCACAAUCUCUGGUCACUGGUUAUGCUGCUUAGAACUAAUGUCAGCGAAGACCCCAGCCCAGCAGGCUUCACCAACAUCUCAGCUCAAAUCUUUGUAGAGAAUCUCAGCUGUUACACAGUGCAUCAACUGAGAACGGCCACUUACUCAGUCUCUCUCUCUUUUUUUUUAAAUGAUAUUUAUUAAAGUUUCAAAGAAAGGAUUACAUAAAUAAAAAGAGGGGGGGAAAGAAAAAGAAACAAAAAGGAAAAAAUACAAAAUACAAAAAAAAGAUAAAAAACACUUAAAAGACACAUCAGUCUUUCCAUGCCUUACAUUUCAUUUCCUUACUUCCCUGACCUCCUCACAACUCCCUUUUUUGUAUUCCAGUUCUGUUAGUUAAUUCAGCAAUUCAUUUCCCUCUUUGUUUUUGUCUUAAUCCUUUAACUUAAUAUAUUAUAACUUUGGAUUUUCGCCUGUUAACAAUCCAUUUUUACAUACACCUUUAUAACAUUACUGCUAAAACCACUUAACUUCAUUCUGACAUCAUUCUAACAUUCAUUAAUUUUGCAGUAUUUCUGUAAAUAGUCUUUAAAUUUCUUCCAAUCUUCUUCCACCGACUCUUCUCCCUGGUCUCGGAUUCUGCCAGUCAUUUCCGCCAGUUCCAUAUAGUCCAUCACCUUCAUCUGCCAUUCUUCCAGAGUGGGUAAAUCUUGUGUCUUCCAAUACUUUGCAAUAAGUAUUCUUGCUGCUGUUGUGGCAUACAUAAAGAAAGUUCUGUCCUUCUUUGGCACCACACUUAGUCUCUGGGUGGUGGUGGUGGCCCAUUGUGGAAGGAUCUCAGCUCCAUGGAGAAAAGGGCCUCUCCAUCAUAGCCCGGCCUGUUGGGGAAUUUCCCCGGCUGGCCGCAAAGGAGGGUGGGAUAGCUCACCAUGCACUGGAAUUCAAAUUGGCCAAUCAUUGGCCCAAGAGGGCAGUGCUUGGGCAAUGGGCCAGAAUGAAGUAAUAAAGUAGGCUGUCUGCAAAUCUCAGUUGUUACACAGUGCAUGGACUGAUAAGAGGAUGAACAUUUUGAUUAGGCAGGAUUCACUGCUAGUUUACUAUUUACUGAUCUAAAAAUUUUGUUAUUGUCCCAAAAAUUAUUAAUACCUGUCAGGGAACUGCCAUCAGUACUGGAGGGGGAGAGCGAAAGCCAGAGGGAUUCCAGAGAGCUUCCAGGGAUCGGGAGGAGCAGCCCAUCUUCUGGGGAAGAGAAUCAGCGUAGCACCAGGGGAGAAGGGGGGCAGCUGGGGGAAGUGGUGAGGCGGUCUCAUGACUCCUUGCCUGGGACCAGCAGGGAGAGUAGGGGUCCUCCGUUGCCCACGCCCUCCCUGCGCAGAAGGCUUCCGCGCAGAGAGGGUAGGCGGAGACUAGGCGUCAAAGAACUUCUUUGCUGGAAGAAGUUUAAGAAACGCCCACUCACGGAUUCUGCCAGCGAUUGAGUCAGCCACGGGUGAGUGGCUGUCCGGACAGAAAAGGUUCACUUUGGCAGCCCAGCCAGGUGUUUGCACCCAGCUGGGGAGAUAGGCACCUGCUUACGCACGAGCAACCCCUAGAACCAUUACAAUACCAUACACUGGAAAGUCAUUCAGGAACUGUGGCCUCCUUCCCUCCUUCCUUCCUUCCUAUUGCACCUUUCAUGAAUGACAACUACAGAACUGGAAUAUAAAUUUAAUGUAAGGGAAGCCAUUCAGAUUAAGAACAAUGAAAUGACUCUCUCUCUCUCUCUCUCUCUCUCUCUCUCUAUACUGUAGCGAAUCCAGGUAAUGAUUCAACCAAGUGAAGAUAUUACUCAUCCUGAAAACGGACCUGAACAAGCCCAGCAGAGCAACUCUGCAAACAAAGAAGCAUAUAUAUAG